AUGUCCCAGUCAGAGAAUACUCCGGCCAACGCCAACGCCAACGCCAACGAGAAACUCAUCCUCCAACAAUAUCUCCGCGAUCUCAUCUCCGGAAGCCACAUCCUGCACUACCACGGCGUGCUCGACGCCUUUGGACACCUCUCCUUCCGCCACCCCUUCAAGCCGCAUGUAUUCGUCAUGUCUCGCAACGCCGCCCCCGGCACGAUAUCCUCCCCGAGCGACCUGAUCGAGUAUUUCGUCGAGGAUGCGAGACCCGUGGACCCCAACGCGGCGCCGGGAUUCCUCGAACGCUGCAUCCACAGCGAAUGCUACAAGCGGUACCCGCAAGUCAACAGCGUCAUCCACAGCCACUCCGAGGCCGUCGUGCCGUACACGUUCAGCGGCGUGCCGCUGCGCGCGUGCUACCACAUGGCGGGCUUUCUCGGCACGGGCGUCCCCGUGUGGGACAUUGUCGACGCGCAGACCGAAGACGACGUAAGUGAUUUGCUGGUGCGGAAUACGCACCUCGGAAGUUCGCUAGCUACGGCGUUUGGAGCGGUUGACAGCAACGGCGGCGACGGAAUUGACUCCCCCCAACAUGUCGUCGCGUUGAUGCGCGGCCACGGCUUCACCGUCCUGGCGGGCAAUAUGCAGGACUGUGUCAUGCGCGCGGUAUAUACGCAGAAGAACGCGGCGAUCCAGAGCACGGCGUUGACGACGCGGGCAGCGGAUCCGGCUGCUGUGGCUUCUCCGAUCAAGUAUCUGAGCGAGAGGGAGGUGAGGGAUACGACGUGGUCGAUCCGGCAGUCUGCGCAUCGGCCUUGGGGGCUUUGGCUGCGCGAGGUCGAGGCCCACGGUCUUUAUUCCAAUUCUGCGUGA
Cladophialophora carrionii CBS 160.54 is the source of this 858-nucleotide messenger RNA. RefSeq lists its product as uncharacterized. The record is from RefSeq and is a predicted model, not a curated record. Gene Ontology annotation, biological process: pentose catabolic process. The transcript has a single exon. NCBI's taxonomy places the organism in Eukaryota, Fungi, Ascomycota, Eurotiomycetes, Chaetothyriales, Herpotrichiellaceae. Gene Ontology annotation, molecular function: aldehyde-lyase activity. Gene Ontology annotation, cellular component: cytosol. The coding region runs from base 1 to 858 and encodes 285 amino acids.